Leptonychotes weddellii (Weddell seal) is the source of this 3853-nucleotide messenger RNA. The record is from RefSeq and is a predicted model, not a curated record. Lineage: Eukaryota; Metazoa; Chordata; Mammalia; Carnivora; Phocidae.
UCAGCUCAGUGCCAGUCUCCCAGAGCCGGCAGGCCCAGGUCCCUGCGAGAGACUCCUGCCGGAGGCCAGGGGCUCAGUCCUUAGGGUAGCGGGAGCCCAUCGAGGAUCGGCUGAGACACCAUCAGAGUUUGAAUUAUUCCAAUUAUUUAUUAGCUGUUUUAUAAAGGUAAAGAGUAAAAAACAAAAAAAACACUAUGUCUGAUGAAGUUUUUAGCACAACUUUGGCUUAUACAAAGAGUCCAAAAGUCACCAAAAGGACUACUUUCCAGGAUGAGCUAAUAAAAGCAAUUACAGCUCGCUCAGCCAGGCAAAGGAGUUCCGAAUACUCAGAUGACUUUGACAGUGAUGACGUUGUUUCCUUAGGUGAUUUUUCUGACACCUCAGUAGAUGAAAAUUCAGAGAAGAAAAAAAUGAAUGAUUUCCAUUUAUCAGAUGAUGAAGAAAAGAAUUCUCCAAAACUGUCUUUUUUGAAAACCAAGAAAUCAAACAGUGACAUAAUGAAAGAUGAGCCAGUAUUCUCCACCAAAAAUGAUGAGGAAAUGGCACCUGAUGGUUGUGGAGACAUGGUUGGAACUCCCUUAUCUGAAUCUCAAAAUAAAGACCAGGAAAUUGAAAAAGACAAAAUGAAAAUGAAACCUAAACCCAGAAUUCUUCCAGUCAAAAGCACAUCUACAGAAAGCAGCAGGGGCCUUGACACAAACAACCCCUUUAAGCCUUCACCUCGGCCCCGGGGCAUGUUGAAGAAACACAGCCCUGGGGACGUGAAAGAGGGGCUAGGAGAAGAUAAGACAACUGUCCUCCAUGAACAAUUGGAGGCACACUCUGCACCGCCCCCCCUUCCAAAGCUAAGUGACAGUCAACUAGAAGCUGAGAAAAAAUCAUUCUCCGGAACCCUCGAUCCAGAGAAAACCAUUGAAGACAGAAAUAUGAAGAAUAAAAAGUCAACAAAUAAUAGAGCAUCCAGUGCAUCUGGCAGGUUAAUGACCUCUGAAUUUUUAAAGAAAUCUAGUUCUAUAAGGAGACCUCCAUCAACAACCACCUCUUCUCACUAUUUAGGGACUUUGAAAGUCUUGGAUCAAAAGCCUUCACAGAAACAGAAUGUAGAACCUGAAAGAGCAGACAGCAUAAGGGCAGUUGUUUACCAGGAGUGGUUAUUAAAGAAAAAUGUGUAUUUACAUGAAAUGCACAGAAUUAAAAGGAUCGAAAGUGAAAACUUAAGGAUCCAAAAUGAACAGAAAAGAGCUGCUAAGAGAGAAGAAGCGUUAGCAUCCUUUGAGGCCUGGAAGGCUAUGAAAGAAAAGGAAGCAAAGAAAAUAGCUGCCCAAAAAAGGCUUGAGGCAAAAAACAAGAAGAGAACAGAGGAAGAAAAUGCCGUGAGAAAGGGAGAAGCGCUGCAGGCCUUUGAACGAUGGAAGGAGAAAAAAAUGGAAUAUCUUAGAGAGAAAAAUAAGAAGGAGAGAGAAUAUGAAAGAGCAAAGAAGCAGAAAGAGGAGGAAACGAUUGCUGAGAAAAGGAAAGAUAACCUAACCGCCGUUGAGAAAUGGAAUGAAAAGAAGGACACUUUUUUCAAAGAAAAGGAGAAAGAGAAAAUAAAUGAGAAAAGAAGAGAAGAACUGAAAAGAGCAGAGAAAAAAGAUAAAGAUAAGCAAGCUAUUGAUGAAUAUGAAAAAUGGCUGGAAAAGAAAGAAAGGCAGGAAAGAAUUGAACGAAAACAAAAGAAGCGUCAUUCCUUUCUUGAAAAUGAGGCACUUCCUCCCUGGAGCCCUCCAAGCAGAACUGUGUUCUCAAAAGUGUUUUGAUGAUUCUCAUUUUUACAUUAUUUAGUUAUUUAUCAGUUCACCAUUUUAGCCACUAUUUAUUCAAUUACUUAUAGUUAGAAGAGUCUAUUUUAAUUAAAUGCCAACCAUUUCCACUGGCAAUGGAAAAGAUGCUUUGGCGUUUAAUCAGUGAAAUGAUUGAAAGCAUUUUUUUGGACUGUAGGUAAACUGCCUCAAAUGAGAAAGUAGUAAUCAGAUUGCUCUUACCAUUCUAAUGACUCUUUAUCAUGUCCUCACAGUCCUCACAAUCAGAUGAUCCAUGGUCACUUUCUCUAAGCUGUGCAUAGUAUUUAAGUGUGUUUAUUCCCCAGAAUGAAAAGGAAACCAUCUAGGUACUAUAAUCAUUGAAAUAAUUGAAUCUCUGAAUGAGUGUGCAUCUAGAUUCAGGUUUUAAAAGGAAUUGUCGCUGGGUGUGUGUGUGUGUGUAUUUUUUUCCUCCCAAAACUGAUCUUAAGCUCAAGCAGUUGCACUUAAACUGUGCAAGUUAGAGUUUCAGUCAGUUGAGGCAGUAGUUCAGUAGAACUCAAAUCAUCAAGGCAUUUUGUUUAAAAAGUUUGCCUUAUGUUUUAAUAUGAGUUUUAUCUGUCCCAGACCUUAACGUGACAAUCAUAGGCACUUUAUAAUGAGUAGACCUCUGAAAUGUGUCUUCUAGAUUCUAUCUCACUUUAUUAUUUCAGUGGUACCAAAAAAAAAAUAUCCAUUUCUUGGUAGUGAAUAUACUUAUACAGUAGUUAUGGAAAUUCCGUAAGAGCUCAAGGUCAUUAUCACUGUUAAUAAUUUUUUCCAGACUAAAGCCAUAAAGGUGAUAAAGGCAAUUUUUGAUCUCUUAGCUUUUUCCAGAGUCUUAUAGCUUAUAUUUAGAAGACAGCUGUAUAGGAAGACAAUUUGUAGAAAAUGCCCAAAGAAUCUUUAUUUAUUUAUUUGAUCACUGCAUAUCUUUAUAUUAAUUGAAAUUGUACUUGAACUGCUCAGCUAGUUUAUCACAGACCAAAUGUAUGCUCUCAGAGCUGAAAUACUACUUUAGCCAAUGAUGCCAUGCAAUGAUGGAUGAGAAUAAAUAAUUACUAUUUAUUAAGCACCUAAUGUGUGCCCUCUGCUGGAUCUUUACAAAUGUCAAUUCUUAUCUUUACAACAGUUAUUCAAUGUAGGUGUUAUUUUGCAGAUAAAAAAUACUGAGACUCGGAGAAAUAACUUGCCAUACGUUUAGCAUGUGACAGAAUUGGGAUUAGAAUUAAGUCUUUCUCCCUCCAGAAUCAAUAUGCUCAUUUUUAUGCUCUGUAUUAUAUCAACUUUACAAACACAUUUUACCUCUCAGAUCCUAAAAUCAUGUAUUGUUAUCUGGAGAUUAUCUUUCCUUUAAGAAAUAUCUGUUUGUUAUUAGAGAUGGUGAACUUUAUUAGAUUUAUGAAAUGAAAGAAGUUUCCAUAAUAUUUAAAGAUUUAGUCAAAUACCUUGUACCUACUGUUAGAAUGUCAGGAAAGCCAGCAGGUUGUGGAACAUAGGCUUUAAGAUAGUCACUCAGGAGGUUUCACUCAGAGGCUUAACCUCGCUGCGGUGUGUGUGCAAGAUAAGGAAGAUAUCAUGGAUCACUUUCUAUGAUCACAUCAGUGCUACAGAUAAAUUUGUUUUAAAUUUAUAAACAAAACUAGAAGCCUUUUUAUACUGCCAGGAACUAGGAGCAUACUUCAUGAACUUGAAACUGUUAUCAUCAACGUGUAUUAUCAACAUGGGAUUUAGCUCCUUUCAUUUUCACCAAAUAUAUAUAUGGUGCCUACCAGAAUGAAUCGUUGUUUCUGGUAUCGAAUUAGCUAUUCAGAGCUAAAAAGGUAUUUGCAAAUUUCAGGAAAGUAAAAGGAAGAAAGAUCAGGGACAUGAGAUCAUAAAUGUAUGUGUCAUAAAUUUCAUAUUAAAUAUUUGCUUAAACUUCCCAAUUAUUUUCUUCUUCAUUAUCAUAUUUAGUAGCUUGCCAUUAUUGUUUCUUAGUUGUUGUGAGCAUUGAAUGAAAUGAGUAAUUAAAGCAUAUGGUAUUGUUUACA